AGUGAGAGGUUUUCUUUUGAAGUCUUCUCGCAGCUUCCCUUCGAAGGCACAGUGGUUGACUGGGAUCGCCAGAGGCGAACAGACGUGUUCUGUGUCAGGAUCGAGGGGAUUUUUUUUUUUUUUUUAGAUGAAAGUAGGCAUUCCCGGGCGGUAGCGAGCGGAGGUGGUCUGCUGCUUCACACAGGAAGAAAGAAGGGGAAACAGAGACGGCUCUUGUUGGGCGGAUUUUAAUGAAAUACAGCAGCUGUCGUACACACGCCUGCCACCCCUACCUACCCCGAGUUAGAUGCGUUUGACUUAAAGAUGCGGAGCGACCCCAUACUGUUCGCCUCGAGGGCGAUGGAGGAGUUGUUGGCGGAGUUGCGGGUCUUUCUGGAGCUGUUGGACAGAGAGUAUUUAACCGCAGGUGUGAGGGAGAAGAAACAGCAAAUUUUAAACAUCCUACACAAAGUUCUUGCCACUAAAGAACCCUGCUGUAAGACAGAGAUUCACACCUCUCUCCCGGCCCCUCCUCAGAUGCCUCUGCCAGAAAUUCCUCACCCCUGGAUGCCUCCAGACAAUGGGCCUCCUCCUUUGCCGAGCUCCUCUCUUCCUGAAGGUUAUUAUGAGGAAGCUGUACCGCUGAGCCCUGGGAAAGCCCCAGAGUACAUCACCUCAAAUUAUGAUUCUGAUGCCAUGAGCAGUUCGUAUGAGUCAUAUGAUGAAGAAGAGGAGGAUGGGAAGGGACAGAAGAUGCAUCACCAGUGGCCUUCUGAGGAGGCAUCCAUGGACCUGGUGAAGGAUGCACGAAUCUGUGCCUUCUUGUUGCGAAAGAAACGUUUUGGACAGUGGACCAAACUGCUCUGUGUCAUAAAGGACAACAAACUGUUGUGCUAUAAGUCCUCUAAAGACCAUACUCCGCAGAUGGAGCUCCUCCUGUCUGGUUGCAGUAUUACUCACAUUCCCAAAGACGGCAAGAAGAAGAAGCAUGAACUGAAGAUUGUCCAUCAAGGUGCUGAUGCUCUGGUGCUGGCCGUCCAGAGCAAAGAACAGGCUGAAGAGUGGCUUAAGGUGAUGAGGGAAGUCUGUGCUAAUGGAAACGGAGCAGUGGACUGUGACGGAGCUGGCUCUGGAUCCCCUGUUCACAAAGCAGAGCUGGAAAAGAAGCUGUCCUGUGAUAGACCCAGUUCAGAUGGAGAGCCCUGCCAUGAAAACGGCUUCUCAGAUGGCAAAGAUCCAGCCAAAGGCAAGAAGAACUCUAAAUCAGAGCAGAAAGGCACAGUGGGACGGGUGACUGGAAAGAAAAUCACCAAAAUCAUCAGUCUGGGAAAGAAGAAGCCAUCCACUGAUGAACAGACCUCAUCGGCAGAGGAGGAUGUCCCAACAUGUGGCUAUCUGAAUGUGCUGUCCAAUAACCGCUGGAGAGAGCGCUGGUGCCAGCUGAAAGACAACCAGCUGUUGCUGCACAAGGACCGGGCAGAUCUGAAGACGCACAUGGCCUCUCUGCCGCUGCGGGGGUGUGAGGUCAUUCCAGGGCUGGACUCCAAACAUCCUUUUGCCUUCCGUCUGCUGCGCAACGGACAGGAGGUGGCUGUUCUAGAGGCAUCCUCCUCUGAGAGUAUGGGGAGAUGGUUGGGGGUCUUGCUGGCAGAAACGGGCUCCACAACAGACCCUGCUGCGCUGCAUUAUGAUUACAUUGACGUGGAGACCACUGCUAAUGUCAUUCAGCUUGCCAAGCAGUCAUUUUGUUUCACCAGUAAACGUGCAAUUUCUCCAAACCCAUACCUGGAUAACCCGGUCAAUGGUUACGCAUGCCCCACAGGGGUCGCUCUGCAUUAUGAUGAUGUACCCUGCAUCAAUGGAACGCUGUUUCUUUCUGCCAAUCAGCUGAGGGGAAAGAAAGCCCUGACCACCAAUGGGAUCACUGCGAAGCAGAAGCUGGACAAGUGCCAGCCCAAAAAGGCCAAUGGAACAAGAGGCACUCUGCCAUUGAAACGGAACAAUUCUAGUGCGGAUCAGUAUAAGUACGGGAAAAACAGAGUGGAGGCAGAUGCAAAGAAACUCCAAGCGAAAGAGGAGGAGUUGAUGAAGAGGAAGCAGGAAAUUCGAAACCGCCUGAUCCAGCUGAAAAAAGACAGGAAGGACCUGCGUACUGCCAUAGAGAACAACACAGGUAAGCGUUCUCAGGCAUCUCUGACAGAGAGACUGAAGAAAGUGGAGGAAGAAUGUAAACUGAAAGAGGAAGAGCGAGUGAAUUUGGAGCUGGAGAUGACAGAGGUGAAGGAAAGUCUGAAUAAAGCCCUGAAUGGAGGCGUCUCCCUGGGCUUGACCAUUGAACCCAGAACGGGCAGCUCCAGCCCACAGUCUCCAGUGUUAAUGAGGCGAACGGUGGACAACUCACCCAUCUCCAGUUGUGACACCAGCGACACCGAGACCUGCUCUCUGCCAGUCAACAGCGCCUCUCUGCUGCGCCGGCAGACACAACAGAAAGCCUCACCUGUGCGAGGACACGUCCUCAGGAAAGCCAAGGAAUGGGAGAUGAAGUCUGGCACAUAAAUUCCUUUCCACCAUCCUUGCACUUUCAUUGUAUCUAUUUAUUUAAUUUUAUCCACAUAGGAGUUUAGUUGAAAUUGAAUUGACUGAACCAUAGGCCUACUAUUUUCCAGAAUAGAAAUCAAUUUUAGAAGACUUCGACUGAGUAACCAGCUAUUUUACCAUUGUCAUCCAAGCAUUAUCAUUGGACCAUGAUUUAAACCAGAGAUAUUAAUUUUUACAUUAACAUAUACAGCAUUUCUUUCAUCCAAAACUACGUACAACUGAGGGAAAUCACUAGCAAUUUGUCAUGCAAAAGCCAAUAAUAUUGGCAGUGCCACAAUGGACCCUUUUCACAGACUGUGAGAGACAUUUCCGCCUUAUUUAGCAGUGUAAAUUUAGCAAAUUUGUUACAUUUAUAAUUAUUUUAUUAUUUUCUGUAAAUUUAGAACAUCCUUUUUUUUUUUUUUUUUUUAUUACCCUGGCAUUAAAAAAAACUCGUUGAAACUGCUGCAGUAUGGUUUCAAGUACAUUUGCUGUUUAAAAUACAGCUUCUGAAUGUCAUAAUAUAUAUAUAUAUUUUAUUUAUUUAUUUUUUUUUUUAUUUUUUUUUUUGGAAACACAAAAAUAAUAUUUGCUAAGGAGUCUCCUUUACCGCUACAGAAGUGUAACCUGCUAUAGUUUACUAAUGCAUUCCAAUCCAGGAAAUGUGAAAAGGGUUCAUACCAAAUUUCAUUAGUAAACCAGAAUAGUAAAAUUACAGAACAAAAGAGAAAAAGACAAAUUUGUUAACCAAACAGAUCCUGUCUUAAACUAUGGUCCUUAACUACAAUCUAAAGGUGCACCUCGUAAGAUGUGUGAGAAGCUCACUGGUCUCAGUCUGUAAUUACUUGUGUCUAUAAAAAGUCUGUUUCUUUCUCCAAGAAGCCAUCAAUGUAAGACGAAAAUCUCCAAAUAUUUAUUUGUAAAUGUUUAAGUAAAUAUAAGCCUCUCUGUGUUUGUCUGUGUUGAUAUUUAGCAAUGGCUUUCAUUUGGCUUCAUGCUAGUCAUAGAGAGCAGCUUCUAUUGGGAACAGGAUAAAUGUCAUUUAGUAUAUGUAAACUACAGAAAAUUAUCAUUCCAAGUUUGUUCUGUAGAAUAAGUGCAAUCUGUAUGAAAGUAUUUCACCAGUCUCUUCUCCUCCUUGGUGUCUGGUCCAUUAUUUUUGGCUGGAUAGGUUGCUAUGGCAACAGCAGCCCAUGGGGAACAGGGCAGCUCAGGCCAGGGUGUGGCCCUCGGUUGGCUGACUGCUCUGGAAACUGGGCCUGAAAAUACUGCUACGCUUUCUCUUAAUGCUCCACCGAACACACACUGCAGUCCUGUGUGCGUGUUUAUGAAUAUGUACAACAUCACCAGAACACUGCAAUUUAUCAAUACACUGACAGUUAUAGUACUGUAUGGUAACACAACGAAAAAUGCACAUGUGAAAUAUCAUUAGAGUUUUCAGACUUUUUAAAGGUUCAAAUUCAAUAGCUUUGCAUGUGCAGGUAUAAGCACUAAGUAAUCUGUUUACUUUAAAGUAAAGUUUGGUCAAACAAAAGAAUGUUUGACAGAGAUCUUUUAAAAGUCAGAAUAUUUCUAAAGAGUUCAGGCUCUAAUACAAGUUGUUGUUUUUUGGUAGAAACCUACCCAUACCUCUGUGACCACUUCAAGUCCAUCCACCUGACCUACUGAAAAUGGUGCUUUUAAGCAAUGCUUAAACUGUUCACUCCUGAUUCAGCAAGAUUAUGGAGUUUUGGUGCUUAAUUUAGACAUGAGGGUGAUUAGACUUUCAUAUUCAAGGCACAUUUAUAAAUGCUUGUUUAUCGUGCAGUGAGGCUUGGCUUUUGAUUUAAGGCUUCACAUUUUCAAGCUAUGUUACCAACAGGCUUCAGCCAUUUUUCAGAGACACAUGUAAAUAUAAUUCCUUUUUCUACUUAGGCCCGUAGAUUUUCAGAGUUUAUCUUUGUCCAGUCAUUUUGUAAAAGUCAGCACUGGGUGAAACUUUGGUAUCAGUAGGUUGUUUUUUCUGACAAAGAGAAGUGUCUUUGGGAAUUAAGUAAUGUCUCUUGCUCUUAAAGGGACAGUUCACUCAAAAAUGAAAAUUAUCUCAUAAUUUACUCAC
Messenger RNA from Myxocyprinus asiaticus (Chinese sucker), 4654 nucleotides. RefSeq names its product actin filament-associated protein 1-like. The transcript has 17 exons. Bases 304 to 2535 code for a protein of 743 amino acids. The record is from RefSeq and is a predicted model, not a curated record. NCBI's taxonomy places the organism in Eukaryota, Metazoa, Chordata, Actinopteri, Cypriniformes, Catostomidae. Gene Ontology annotation, cellular component: cytosol. Gene Ontology annotation, molecular function: SH3 domain binding; SH2 domain binding.